Molecule: messenger RNA, 1849 nt
Organism: Contarinia nasturtii (swede midge)
Lineage: Eukaryota; Metazoa; Arthropoda; Insecta; Diptera; Cecidomyiidae
Exons: 2
Coding region: 193-1449 (418 amino acids)
Source: RefSeq, a predicted model, not a curated record
CAACACGUCAUUAGAGCUCAGUACAGUAGCACCAUAUUCACGCCGAUUGAUAUUUGCGCAACGGAUUUUGUGUAAUCAUAUAUUUUCUAAAAAAGUCGCUCAUACCGCAUUCAAAGCCAACUCUCAAAAUUUCUUUGAAAUAUUACAAACUAUUUGAAUUGUUUGCGAUUGCAAUUCAGUGGAAAAGUCAUCAUGGCCACUUGGAUAAAACCAAAAUUACCUUGUUGUGAAGAGAACGAGAAAAAUCGAAAAGCAAGUGCCGACGGAGAAAAUAAUGCUAAAAUACAUUGUGAUUACUGUCAAUGUACAUUUUCGGAAAAAAAUUCACAAAAUAACCAUUCCAAAGACGAACAUGGAUGUCGACAAUGCAAUCGAAUGUAUCUGACCAAACGCAACCGUAUUCGGCAUCGGGAGUUGCAUAAACAAGAAGAGCUAAAUAAACAAACGAAAGCAGCCGCAGAAAAAAAAGAGCGGGAAAAUGACAAUAGAAAAAAUAAAAAGAAGACGUACGCAUUUGUCACCGAUUUUCUUAUCCCAAAAAAAUUGGACGAGUUCGAACCAGAUCCCGAAUGUCUGUAUGAUUUUAAUUUCAUUUUCCGUGUAUAUCGAUGGAUAGUGGAAAAAGACGAUCUCGUGUUCUUUAUUAAAAGAAUGAAAAUGCAUUUUGGUGAUGUUUAUGAACUCAUUGAAGCUGAUGAGGUUAUAUAUUUACUACAAAAUGGUGCGGUGUCAAUUGACGAUGCAUCUAAAUGGAUAGAUAGAAUAGUCACAGAAUCUAAACCGGUGAUUGAAUAUUUUCUGGACAAUGGCAUCAAAAUUGAACCACGUUGGGUUGCCCGUAAUAUCACCGAUAACCGCCUAAUCGAACGCAUUAAAAUAAAGCAUCAAUUCACAUUUAACGAAGUUUACACAUCAAACUAUAGAUCAAACUGUAAAACAAAAAAACUUUCCGAUUUUGAAAGAGAUUGUUUUUAUGUCAAUGUUCACCAUCAUUUUCCGAAUCCAGAUUUUGUAGACCCAUUUAAGAAUCCAUAUGAAGAAUACACCCAUGUGACUAGCCAACACGUCAAAGAUAUUUUAAACAAUCGUUAUUGGUAUAACCAAAAGGAUGAUGAGCUGUUUAUUUUGGUUGGUGAAAAAUAUGGUAAUAAGCGGCGACGUCACAUAUCACUUGGCACUUGCAAAAAUUUCAUGAACAGAGAUGUUAAAACGUUAAUCGACAACUAUAACAGUACUAUUUACGAUUAUGAGGCUGCAAAAGAAAAAGUGAGCAAAUUAUUUGCUCAACUGGAGACGAUUAAAUGCGAUGUGGAAAGGCGAAAGUCGGGAGAAUACGCAUGGAUUUCGGCCGAAUUAUUUAAAGGAGCAUUGCCGGAGAGAAACACUUAUGCCGCAGAUAUAGCCAAAUUGUAUUUCAUCAUUUCACAGAUAGAAUUUCUUACUAAUUAAGAACGCAACCAGGAAUGUACUUCAAAGGUGAUUCAUAGAUAGAUAGAAUAGAUUUCCCCUCCACUGAAAUAUCUGAAACUAAGUUAAUAUUAACUCAAAUACGAAACAAAAUUAUUAUUACUUAAGUACACAAUAUUUGCACUCAAAUCUAAAUUUUUCAACCGAAUUUAUUCCAUCUUUUAUUGUAUACAACUUCUAUAGUUUAUUACUAUAUAGUUAGGUAUUUCGAAGAAAUGAAUUUUGUAGCUGUGAAUAAAAUUAUUAUGUUGAACAGUGUUUUGUUAUCUAAAGUGACAAGUUAAAUAUCAUUCAAAAAUGUAAUUUGAAGUAAGGAAAAGAACUGAUUACUAACUACGAUUACUAAGAAGGGAUGCUUGGAUCAAAAAUUGUUAUUUGCGGU